AUGGGAGCCUGUGUAUCUAAAGUUAAACAUGUCCAUGUUUCCAAUCCAUUCCACCGACGCGGACAUCAUGGAAAAGAGAAUAAACAUGCCAAAGCUGAUGGUGCACCAGCUGAACCACAGACCAAGACAGCUGAGGUCAAGGCUGAAGAGAACAUCUCAUCAGCACAUGACAUAUCAAUUGGACUUAUCGAUGAUUAUUAUGUAAUUGGAAAGGAACUUGGAAGAGGAGCAUUUUCUGUUGUAAAGGAGGGUACAAAGAAGACUGACAAUGAGAAGGUCGCUCUAAAGUAUAUCGAGAAGAAGUUUGUCAAGAAGAAGCAUAUUGAGCAAUUGAGAAGAGAGAUCGAUAUCAUGAAGAAGGUCAAUCAUCAGAAUGUGCUCGGUCUGAAGGAGAUAUAUGAGAGUGAUACUCACUUGACCUUGGUAAUGGACUUGGUAACUGGAGGAGAACUGUUCUACAAGAUUGUAGAGAGAGGAUCCUUUACAGAGAAGGACGCUCGCAAUGUUGUUAGACAGGUGUGCAAUGGAGUUGAAUACCUUCACUCUCAGGGCAUUGCACAUAGGGAUUUGAAGCCAGAGAACUUGUUGUGCUCGGGCGAUGGCGAGGACAUGAUCAUCAAGAUCGCAGACUUUGGCCUGAGCAAGAUAUUUGGUGGCGGCGAGCAACUUGAGACGAGCUGUGGCACCCCAGACUAUGUGGCGCCCGAGGUGUUGACCGGUGGCAGCUACGACAAUGCCGUGGACAUGUGGAGCAUUGGAGUGAUCACCUAUAUCUUGUUGUGUGGCUUCCCUCCCUUCUAUGCAUCAAGCCAGAACCUCCUGUUUGAGAAGAUCCUGACGGCCGACUACGACUUCCCCGAGCCUGAAUGGACACAUGUAUCCGAGUCUGCCAAGUCAUUCGUGCGUGCACUAAUCGUAAAGGAUCCAGAGCAACGAUACACCGCCAAGAGAUGUCUGGAGGAUCAGUGGAUCACUGGAUCCGAGGUCAAUCAAUCAGACCUUCACAGCCACUUUGCCGAGAAGAUGAAGAAGUACAACGAUCAGCGUAGGAAUGCCCAGCCCAACAACAACUAA
This is a messenger RNA of Acytostelium subglobosum LB1, 1074 nucleotides long. RefSeq lists its product as hypothetical. Gene Ontology annotation, biological process: protein phosphorylation. The coding region runs from base 1 to 1074 and encodes 357 amino acids. The transcript has 4 exons. The record is from RefSeq and is a predicted model, not a curated record. Gene Ontology annotation, molecular function: protein kinase activity; ATP binding. Lineage: Eukaryota; Evosea; Eumycetozoa; Acytosteliales; Acytosteliaceae.